AUGAGCGACGAUGAUCUCCCCGACUACCUGAAGACCUUGCCACCGUUCAAGUACCUCACAGAUCCGCAUGACUGGGGUCGGUCUCAGGCUGUUACGGGGCUCCCAAGUGCUGGAGAUUUUGUCGUCUGCUCCAUCGACCCUGAGGCCUCGGUGGCGCAUCUAGACGAGGAGGCUCGUCUUGCUGCCCGCAAGCUGCCCACCCGACGCUAUGUAGCGUUCAUCAUGCAGUCAAUUGGGGUAUGCUUUGGCCAUGAGCCUAUCAAUGCCUUUAGAUUCACGUUCGUGCGGCAAGGCGUUCCUCCCGCCACGCAAGCAGGCCAGCCCGUCUUCCAGGAUCACUGUAUCCCCAUAUUGCCAAACACGUUUCAUCCGACCGGUCGCAAACCUCUCUGUCCUGCGCAUCCGCUACCUUGGAGAGACUGCUACAUUGAUUCCUCUCUUGACUUCAAUCUCCUUGAUGUUCGUGUCACAGCCACACCUCGCGAUUACACUGUAGUUCUGCCGUGCGACGAAGACCAGAUGGAUUACAUGGUCGACAGAAUGGGUGAUGAUCUCCAUGAGCAUUUUGCCAGGGUUGAUGGUUGGCAGCGCGGCGACGUCGGAGCUGUUGCUGCUCUCGCUUUGCCACCAUCGCCACGCUCUGCUUUCAAGGUCCCCUUACCUCCUUCUCCCAUACAUGCGUCUGUCGACCUGCCGGACGGCUACACCAACCCACGUCAUGUUGCCUUUGUACCCAUACAGUCGUCAUGUGCAGCGGAAGACGAUGUCUCCAUCAUCGCCAGUGAUGACGGGGGGUCCACAGAUGAAGCCGGUCGCCCUACACACCCAGACGACUUCGACAGGGAUCUCAUGCUCCUGAUGGAGGAUAUGUUCGACACAUCUGGCGAUGUCAAUGAUCCCGUCGUGAACGUCUGGUACGAUCUCGACAUGGUACGAGAAAUCCCGGAUCCUCGGCUCUUCCUCGAGGAGCGGGCCAAAAUCAGAGAGAUUAUUGCGGAUGCGGAGACGCGCCUUGGUAUAAGACAGGCGCGCGAGGAAGCCGCUGCAAGACCUCAAGCCUUCAAUCCCUUCCGCCGUGACGAGCCAUAUCCCGUUGUUGCCGAGGACAAGAACACGGUUCGGCCGCCAGCCAUUGUGUCCGCGAAGUCUUCAAUCACGUCGGGAUCUGGGUUCGGCAGCAAAUCAACACUCAUCACUCGCUGGGCUGCAAAGUCCCGGGAUCUCCUUCGUAAAGGACCGCUAUCUCUGCAUCCUUUCGUCUGCUAUACUGUUAAGGCGCAUGAUCCAUUGGAUUGA
Molecule: messenger RNA, 1296 nt
Organism: Peniophora sp. CBMAI 1063
Lineage: Eukaryota; Fungi; Basidiomycota; Agaricomycetes; Russulales; Peniophoraceae
Source: the annotation of a GenBank genome assembly